GAGUUUUUGGACAUUAAUAGCGUAAUGGCUGUUGUCUUUGAAAACCAAGAUGACCCAAAAAGACGAAGGACCACCAUAAAUGCUAAAAACAAGAGGCGAGGGAGAGAGAGAGGAGAAAAGGCUAUCAAAGAUAUAUCUGGUAGUGUGGCCCCCUUGAGAGCAAGAGCCAUUGGAGGAGCUUCUUCAAUGGCAGUCUUGCUAAGAGCCCUAUGUCUCCUCCCUCUCUUAUUCCAUGUGGGGUUUGGACAAUUACUGCCAUUCUUUGGAGGAAAGUUUGGUAGCAACGAGGAUGAAUCAGAUUCAAAACCAGAUUUUGGUGCUGACUAUAAGGGUGAGUGGGAGGUGGUUUCUAAGGAUUCCGGGGUCUCCGCCAUGCACUUGAUCUUGAUGCCCAAAAACAACAAGGCCAUCAUGUUCGAUGCCACGGUCUUUGGUCCAUCAAACAUUCAAUUGCCUAAGAGUGAAAAUUGCCGUCCAGUUCCUGACAGCAAAACCAAUGAAAUUGACUGCUGGGCUCAUGCUGUGGAGUAUGACAUUGAAACCGCAGAAGUUAGGCCACUCAAGGUUUUGACAAACCCUUGGUGCUCCUCCGGAGGGCUGGCAGCAGAUGGCACCCUGGUGGGCACUGGUGGUUGGAAGGAGGGAGGAAAGAGCGUUAGACUCCUCUCUGGAUGUGCCACCUGCGAUUGGGAGGAUUCUCCAAAUGCACUUUCAGGAUAUAGAUGGUACGCAACACAGCAAAUUCUACCAGAUGGCAGCUUCUUCCUACUAGGUGGUCGUCGUGUGUUUAGUUACGAGUUUCUGUCAGCUCAAGGAAUAUCCAAUCGCAAAAGCUUUAACUUCCCAUUCCUCCGAGAAACCACUGAUCUUGCUGAAAAUAAUCUAUACCCUUUCGUCCACCUCUCCCCCGAUGGAAACCUCUUCAUCUUGGCUAACAACCGAUCAAUCCUUUUUAGCCCUACAAGUGGACAGAUCAUCCGUGAGUUCCCUGUCCUGCCCGGAGGCUCCCGCAACUAUCCGGCAUCCGGCAUGUCUGCUCUCCUGCCUCUAAAGCUCCAAGGCGGAAAUGCAAAAGACAUCCAGGCCGAAGUCCUGGUCUGUGGCGGGGCAAAACCUGAGGCAUUCAACUUGGCUGAGAAGAAAACAUUUUUGCCUGCUUUGAAAGAUUGUGGGAGAAUUCAAAUCACGAACCCCGCCGCCGCCUGGAAGAUUGAAACCAUGCCAUCACGCCGAGUCAUGGGUGAUAUGUUGCUUCUUCCAACCGGAGAUGUUCUAAUGCUCAAUGGUGCCGAACAGGGUACUUCCGCCUGGGGAGCCGCCGAGGUCCCCAACUUCACGCCAGUUCUUUACAGUCCCCAAAAGCCUAUGAACGAAAGGUUUACCGAGCUAGAGCCGACCUCAAUUGCCCGCAUGUAUCAUUCAUCGUCUGCAGUUCUUCCCGAUGGGAAAAUUCUAGUUGCAGGCAGCAAUACAAAUCCAGGAUACAAUUUCAAGGGUGUGAAAUACCCCACUGAGAUGAGGGUCGAGAAGUUCUCACCACCUUACUUGGAUCCAUCACUCCAAGCUCACAAGCCAGUGAUCCUCCAAGAUUUCUCACAGGCCACGUUGAGAUACGGGCAAAAAUUUUUGGUGAAGAUCAAUUUAAGUGGUUGGGAUGUAGAGACGACGGAUAUAAAGGUGACAAUGUAUGCACCACCAUUCACGACACAUGGGUUCUCCAUGAAUCAAAGGUUGCUGAUCCUGGGGAUGAACAAUGUGAACCAAUCGUUUCUAGGAUUCUAUAAUAUUGUGGUAACGGCGCCGCCAUCGGGGACAAUUGCCCCGCCGGGGUAUUAUCUUCUCUAUGUUGUUCACCGGGGUGUGCCCAGCACUGGAAUGUGGGUUCACAUCCAGUAGAAAGGGUUCAAAAGCUUGGGCUUCCUUUGUGUUCCUUGACGUUUUCCUCUUUGACGAAUGUAAGCUUCCUUUGUGUUCCUUGACGUUUUCCUCUUUGACGAAUGUAGAUCCAUAAGCCGUAGAAAAAAUUCAGAAGCUUGAUUA
This is a messenger RNA of Vitis riparia (riverbank grape), 2040 nucleotides long. Its product is annotated as aldehyde oxidase GLOX1. The coding region runs from base 25 to 1896 and encodes 623 amino acids. The transcript has 3 exons. NCBI's taxonomy places the organism in Eukaryota, Viridiplantae, Streptophyta, Magnoliopsida, Vitales, Vitaceae. The record is from RefSeq and is a predicted model, not a curated record.